Messenger RNA from Rhodofomes roseus, 1454 nucleotides. RefSeq lists its product as uncharacterized. The record is from RefSeq and is a predicted model, not a curated record. Bases 339 to 1295 code for a protein of 318 amino acids. NCBI's taxonomy places the organism in Eukaryota, Fungi, Basidiomycota, Agaricomycetes, Polyporales, Fomitopsidaceae. The transcript is spliced from 18 exons.
AUGUGCUACCGUUGGCUCUGUGCUGGCGACGUGACAUCUACGGUAGGCUUCUGUAUCGCCACCUUCAAGUUGGUGAGCUUUGCCGAGCGAUCAACUAUAAGCGGGACUGGCGCUCUCGACCAGUCUAGCCCAAUAACGAACUGAAUGGCUUCGCGGUGCUUCUGCAGCUAUUACGAUGCCUUGACGCGGUGGCCUGAUGCACCGAUGGCCGCUCUACACUUAGCGGGCUUCAAGGGCUUCUAUUCGAAGUCAAAACGACGAAAAGGCCGUAAGCCCAUGCGGUCCUAACGCUCGGUGCACCCUCCUGUGGCCCUGGUUCCGUUACGCCGCUUCUCGUCAUGGAUCCAGAUCUCAGCCAACAACUGGACGAUACGUUGGGAUGCGUUUUUAUCGGACUGACACUGGCAUUGAUUUUGUACGGCUUCUCCUUGGCGCAGACGCAGUAUUACUUCCACGAAUAUAGUUCAUGUGAUCACCUAUCCACACAAGCCUUGGUGGCCUUCCUAUGGCUGCUUGACACGGCAAGGACGUGCUGUGGACUGCAGUUUCUCUGGGUUUACUUGAUCGACAACCAUACGAACUUGAGCGGCUUAUCACAGUUCACAGACGCGUUCAUUGCCGACGCCUUCUUCGCAACCUUGAUUAUCCUGAUCACUCAGUUAUACUACAUCAAUGUCAUCUGGCGCCUGAUUGCUCGACAACAGCACCGGCUCUUCCUUGCGUCAAUAAUGGUAGCCGCGACUGAAUCUGGUUCGCGAGUGACAUCGUCAAUACAGAGCCUCGCAGCAUUUGUAGUAGAUGCAUACAUCGCCGCGACGUUGUCAGUCGUCCUCCAUGGCAAAAGAACAGGCCUAACGCGGACGGACUCGCUUCUAACCAAACUCAUCAUCUCCGCAGUUCACCGGGGGAUCCUGACGGCCUUGCUUCAGUUCUUGCAGUUCAUCACUUACAUCGUCACAUUGCAUUCCGGAGGUACUAAGCUUAUCUGGGCUGUCUUCUACUUUCCGGCGAGCAAGGUCAACACCAACUCUCUACUGGCGAUGCUAAAUGUCCGCCACUGGCUUCGAGAAUCGAUGGUACAGGACGUUGAGCUCAACAUCGGUCGGACAGAUAGCGGUAGCUCAUUGAGCCCGCGCGGGUCGCAUCCACGCACAACACGGAUUCUCCUCGCAAAAGGAGCGUCGUUGGGAUCGCAAGUCGGAGUCAUUGGCCCUGAGUCACAAGGGCUUGACGACGGCAAGGCACAUUCUAUAGUGGACGCUGUCUGUCGACCGCUGGUACAGACCACGGCGUGAUUUUUGCCGGCUGCGCUGACUAUCAGGCCCUCAACACGGAAUCGUUGCCGCAGAUCCCGUGUCCGUCUGAAUGAUGCAACGGGCCCUCGAAGAACCUCAACUUUCCGGGGUUCAUGCACGCUAUGUACAAUACAUUCCCAUGAAUCACGCAAGCACGCC